UCCGGUAUUUCCACCACCGCCACCGUGUCAGAAUCCCGGGCCGGCCACUCAGCUCUUCUCUGCAGCAGGACCUUACCUGUUCCUCGGUCCAGCGCUGUACACUCUUCCGGUGCCGGCAUCUUUAGUGAGGGCACCCGGCUGUGACAGCCGGGUGCCCACUGUGCAUGCGUGAGAAGCACUGCACUUUGUCCGCAGUCUCUGGUCAUCCCCUGUACUGUCUGCAGUCUGGUCAUUUCCUGUACCAUGUCCGCGGUCUCUGGUCAUUUCCUGUACUGUGUCCGCAGUCUCUGGUCAUUUCCUGUACUGUGUCCGCAGUCUCUGGUCAUUUCCUGUACUGUGUCCGCAGUCUCUGGUCAUUUCCUGUACUGUGUCCGCAGUCUCUGGUCAUUUCUUGUACUGUGUCCGCAGUCUCUGGUCAUCUCCUGUACUAUGUCCGCAGUCUCUGGUCAUUCCCUGUACUAUGUCCGCAGUCUCUGGUCAUCUCCUGUACCAUGUCCAUGGUCUGUGGUCAUCUCCUGUACUGUGUCCGCAGUCUCUGGUCAUCUCCUGUACCAUGUCCAUAGUCUCUGGUCAUUUCCUGUACUAUGGCCGCAGUCUCUGGUCAUCUCCUGUACCGUGUCCGCAGUC
Molecule: messenger RNA, 627 nt
Organism: Staurois parvus
Lineage: Eukaryota; Metazoa; Chordata; Amphibia; Anura; Ranidae
Source: the annotation of a GenBank genome assembly